This is a messenger RNA of Prorocentrum cordatum, 1507 nucleotides long. Lineage: Eukaryota; Dinophyceae; Prorocentrales; Prorocentraceae. The record is from the annotation of a GenBank genome assembly.
AGCCGCUCUGGCUCGAGGGGCUCUUGCCUCGCGCUCCCACUCGUGCCCGGAUGUCGCAGACAGAGUACCUGGUAUCUGUUUCGAUUCCGGCGUUGGAGGGAUUGCCCGAUUUCCCAGGACUCGCGGAGUUGCGAAGCGGGCUUCAGUUUGUCCUCGUGGAGGAGGGGCAGUCAUGGAAUGUUGGCAUCUUGAACGACAAGGUCGCCGAGCAGUGGAAUCGCAGGUUUCAGCUAGAUUCUGGCAUUAGUGCUACGGAUGUGGACAUAUAUUUCAAAGGCAGGGCUGAGCCUGUGAUGCCGUCUGAGCUUUUGUCAGAUUUGCUGCUGCAGACGGGAUGCGGCGUAGUGCAGGCCCAUGUCGUGCGCAGGCACACGUCCUGGCGCGAUCUCAUGCGCGCCUGGCCGGAAAAGAUCCGCGACUUCGUCGACGAGUGGUCCCGCAGGCCUCUGCAGACCAGCGGCCGGUGCUGGGGGGACACGGCCGACUUCGAGGAGGCCGUCGGGCUGGUGGACAAGUUGGUGCUCCGGGGGCGGCAGCUGAACGAGGCGGACAGGCUGAGCGCGAUCAGCGGCCUGGUCAGCCGGGGCCAGGAAGGCCUGCUGCACGCGGCCCUUCAGGUCAUGAGCGCGGGGCACCGAGUCGAAGCCGUGGAGACCUGGGCCAGUCCGAGGGCCCACGAUCUCGGCUCCGCGCAGGGUGUGCCGCCACGGGAAGCCGCCCGGGUUCCAGGCAGGUAUGCAGAGGAUGUCGUGGCUCGUUGGCGGCGCUUGGUGCCAGAGCAGGUGGCGGAGCAGGAGGACAUGGUGGGCAAGCUCGUGGGGCUCGUCGAGAAGCUGUCUCGGGAGCCCGCUGGCGAGCGGGCGAUCUCGUGGGAAUUCGAGAAGCUGGCUCGGAUCAUUGACGGCCUCCUGCGGACAGGGAGCUCUCGGUCGUCGGUGGGAGAUGACCAUGACGACGACGAGGGGGGUGAGAUCAUCAAAGAGCUCAAGAAGUUCCAAGCGGAGGAGGGGGCGACACCCUGGUCGGUUGCCAGGAUGAUGAAGGUCGAGUUCUGUUGCUGAAUCCUGAAGGCGCGAGCUUGCAGGCUUGGGUGGAGUACCCAUGCACUGGGGCAGAGGAGUUGGUUGCUUCCCGUAUGCUUAUUCGUCCACGCCUCACGCGGUCGCAGGUUCUUGAGUCCGCACUUUGGAAUAGGAGGAUCAUGUAUACUGAGUGCUUUGGUACCUGUGGCCGACAGCCCGCGCCAGGAUAAUUACAAACAGUCAAGGUUUCUGCUGCUGUGUGUCGGCAGAGGGUUAAGCGAAUGAUGGCCUCAGCAUUGGACGAUGUGCCAUCUUCUCACUUGUGGCAGCCCGCGUAGAAGACCUCGCUCUUCGUAGUAUGUCGUGAACGUUGCCCUCCACACGAUAACUGCGUGUUGGUUCUGCUGGCUCUCCUCCCCCUGCCAUCCCAUUGCAGCGCGUGUGCCCAGAACGGUCGCAGUUCCGAGCGUUUCCGUCAUCUUUAC